AUGACUGUCGCGCGCUGGGCGUCCCGGACGGCGCCAGAGCUCAGCGCAGCUGAGGCAAUCCGUGUCGCAAACGAGCUCCUCUCUCAGUCCACGGAGACGACCUCGCGGCCGUCGGCCGUUCGCCCGUCGUCGGCGGUCAAGAAGCGCCUACCAGCAACGACGAUGAUGACGCCGGCGCCGUCGAUCGAGCGAUGGCUUCGCGCCGAGACGACAGUCGCGUCUAUGGCCAGUGUCGGCGCCGCCCUCGCCCUCGAGAUGACCGAGCUCGACGGCCUCCUUUCGAAACGCAUUGCGCUGCCGUACUACGACGCCCACCUCAUGGACGCCGACCUCCAGGCGCUGCAUGCGGCGCUCGGCGCGCAGACCGACGCGUACUUGAGCGACUUGCACGACGGGUUCCGCCGCCUCCGCCGCCUCGUCCACACAACAGACAACUCGCUGCAAUCACUCGCAUUGAGCUCGGCGCGGUACCUGCCCCGGCACGAGAUCCAGGCCGCGAUCAAACCGGUCCUCGCUUCGGAUACCGCGCUCUCAUUCGAUCGCAUCGACCUCAUGCUCGUGCACUGCGACGUCCGUGGCGAUGGCAGCGUCGACAUGCAGCGCUUUAUGACGCUGCUCGAGGCGUCGCCGCCGCCCCGCGAACGCAUCAUGCAAUUCGCUUUUUACCUGCUUUGGCCACGCGCGCUCGUGUCGAGCGGCCAUGACGAGCGGCUGCGCAUUUACAAGCUCGUCGCGCUCCUCAAGGAGAAUCAUGCACGCGACCCGGUGCCUGCAUUUGAAAUGACGUUGCAGUGGCUCCAGGCGUUUGACGCGCCAGCGCUGACCUUGACCGACUGGAUGUGCUUCCAUCGGCUUCAGAGUGAUAGCAUGGACCACGAUGCAGACUUUGUGCGCUUCCUCCACGCGACGUGGCAUGUCCUGGCGAUGGAGCCCGUGCCCAUGACGUGGCAGCGCGAGAGAGCCAUGUGCGAUACGCUCUUGCAACAGGCAGCGGAAGCGCGCACGGCGCAAAAGGCCCAGCAGCGACGAAGUGGCCUCGCCCACGAACUCCGCGACCUCGAGACGCGCGUGCGCGCGCUCUGUGUUCGUCUUCGCGAGGCUUGUCUCUCGCUCACCCGCGCCAGUGUGUCGGGCGCUGUCUUGGCCGCCGACAUGAGCGCUGCCAAGAUGGUGUUUGACCAGCUGCAUCGCCUCGAGGCACUGCACAUCACGCCGGUGCUGACGACGCUCCCGGACGCGGCAGCGCUCGCAGGUCUGAUCGAAUUGGACAUUGCGCACCUGGGGCUCUGGCACUUGCCCGGCACAGAGCUCGUGCACUUGCGCAUCUUGCGGGCGUCGCACAACCAGCUCCGCAAGGAGAGCCUCCCCAACGUGCGCGCGCUUUGGCCGCAGCUGCGCGAGCUGGACGUCUCCAACAAUGCACUCACCGGUCUUCCCGAGAUAUGUCAGUCCUGGACGCUCCUCGAAGCGUGCAAUCUUUCGAGCAAUCAACUCGUGACGCUGUCCGAGACCAUUGUUGGGGAGUGGCGUCAGCUUCGCAGUUUGCAGCUCCACGACAACCGGCUCACUUCGCUGCCGAGCACACUGCGCCACUGCGAGGCCCUCACAACCCUCUUCUGCCACCGCAAUGCACUCCACGCGCUGCCUGCGUGCGUGGCCGAUCUGGACGCGCUUGCGGAUACCACCUUUCACCACAACCAGAUCACGUCUCACGGCAUCGGACCGGCUGUGCCCGAGCGGCGCCAUCUGCGGCAGCUGGCGCGGUGUACCUUGUCCUACAACAGCCUCGAGUCUCUGCCGUACGAGCUCCGGGACCUAACCCAGCUGCGGUCGCUCAGCCUCGGCCACAACCAGAUACGCGACCUUGGAUCCGCCGACUUUUCUGGCCUCGUUGUAUGCACCGAGGUCGACUUGCGACACAACUGUCUAAGGGAGCUUCCGCCCUCGCUGUUUGCGAUGCCGAAGCUGCAGCACCUUUUCGUGCACUCCAAUAUCCUGACCGACCUCCCUUCCAGUAUCGGAUUCGCGCCGGCACUGAUUUCGGUCCAUGCGCACACCAACCAUUUAUCCAGUGUGCCAUCUGAAUUGAGCAAUGUGGCGACCUUAGCGCACUUGGACCUGUCGCGGAAUCGACUACGCACCCUACCAUUGGCGUGGACGGCGUUUCUAACGCAUCGCCAGCCCGAAAGUUCACAGCUCGUGCUCGAGACGCUCAAGCUGGACGACAACCCGUGGGAGAAAGCGCUGGAGGACAUUGUCGUCCAUGGAAGGUACACGUCGCCGAGCGCCCAGCAAAUGACACUGACGCUUCUCAAGCUCGUCGACUACCUCCAAAUCACAACUACGAAGCGCUCCAAAGUCGACUUUACCGUGUUCCAGAAGCAGCACAAGAACGACAAGAAGGUCUAUCGCCUCCGCGUUCGGAAGGGCCAGGCCAAAGUGGCCACCGAAUACCUCGAGUGGGCCUUCCGUGACCACCGCACGGCGUCUGGCGGUGUCUCAAACGCCCGCUUUCGCAGUAUUUUGCUCGACCUCGGGUGUCCGUGGACCGCUCUCGAGUGGUCGCGGGUCCUCGACCGAUUCCCACUGCAGCCAGAGCCAGGCGUUGACCUCGACCGCUUCUUGGACGCGGUCGAGCGAGUCCACGACGCGCCUUUCGAGGCUCCCAGCUUCCCCGAACAAGUCUGCAUGUACCUCCAAGACGCGACCGCAGCAUCUGAGAAGGCGGCCAUCUCAAAACCGUCUGCGCCUCGUGCACCGACAAGUCCUGCACCGACGCAGGCGACGCUCGCUACCACGUCAGCAACGCCUGUCAAGGCACCAAGCACUCUCGCGCCGACGCCAGCAACCCCGACGCCGCCCGAGACAAAGCCCAAGACCAAGAACGCGUCGAGCACCGAAGCCCGACUGCGCCACCAAGUACUUCGACAGCGCGAGCGCAUGGUGAUCCUCCAGCAACAAAUGCUCGACCAGAGAGCGCGACCGGUCGUCGACACGACAGCGGCGGCUCGGGGCGACCCGAUCGCGACAGCUGACGAUAACGCCAAGCGCCAAGGACUCACGCUACAUUGCUUGGGCGAGACGAAGCGGACGAGUCUCGUCAUGACGGCCUACGAGUUGUCAUGGACAGUACGCGAGCUCAAGCAACAGAUUGAGGGCGAGCACGACAUUCCAACGUCAUCGCAGGUGCUGCUGGCCGUCUACCUCGACCGCCGUCUGCGUCUCGCCGAUGCGGUCGUCCUGGCAACGGUCCUCCACGACACACCAACGCCGUCGCUGCAACUCCUCGUGGGCCCUCCAGUCCGCGCGAUUUACGCACCCCGCGGCGACACCUAA
Messenger RNA from Saprolegnia diclina VS20, 3336 nucleotides. RefSeq lists its product as hypothetical. The transcript is spliced from 11 exons. Lineage: Eukaryota; Oomycota; Saprolegniomycetes; Saprolegniales; Saprolegniaceae. Gene Ontology annotation, molecular function: protein binding. The coding region runs from base 1 to 3336 and encodes 1111 amino acids. The record is from RefSeq and is a predicted model, not a curated record.